Molecule: messenger RNA, 1544 nt
Organism: Rhipicephalus sanguineus (brown dog tick)
Lineage: Eukaryota; Metazoa; Arthropoda; Arachnida; Ixodida; Ixodidae
Product: protein D2
Exons: 5
Coding region: 130-828 (232 amino acids)
Source: RefSeq, a predicted model, not a curated record
GAUGGCGUUACGUUACAUCGCUGCUGCUGACCUUGUUUCAAAGUUUCAAACGGCCGAGAACGUCCUGUUCGCGCUAUAAUCGGUGCGCAAAAAAAGUACAGCUAUUAUUACAGCACUAAAAAAUUGGCAAUGAUCCGAGCUGUGUGUUCGCGAGCAAUCUUUGAGUUCGCUCCUGUGAGUACUUCUCUGACCUCUUCCCAGAGAGCAGCAUCUGCAUCCGGCUUUUCAUUGUUUCGACGUUUGCUUCAGCAGAGCAGUGUUUGCCUAGAGAAGAGCACCGGAACUUCAAAGAUGGAGGCAAAUCAAGUAGUUCCUGAUGUGAUCGACACGGUCCCACAAAACACCGUUGAGGUGACUUACAAUGGACAGAAGGUUAACAUGGGAAAUGUUUUGACGCCGACACAAGUCCAGUGUCCUCCGAAGGUCUCUUACCCAACGGAAAACGACGCUCUUUACACCCUCUGCAUGACUGACCCCGAUGCACCGAGUAGGCAAAGUCCAAAGUACCGAGAGUGGCAUCAUUGGCUCGUGGUGAACAUUCCUGGCUGCAAUGUCUCUGAGGGAGAGACACUGUCGGAGUAUGUUGGUUCUGGCCCACCAAAGGGAACAGGUCUGCACCGGUAUGUGUUCCUGGUUUACAAGCAGCCUGGAAAGCUCAGCUGUGAUGAAAAGCGCCUCACAAACCGCUCUGGUGAUCACCGAGGUUGCUUCAAGGUUCGCGAAUUUGCCAAGAAGUAUCAGCUGGGGGAGCCGGUUGCUGCCAACUUCUACCAGGCAGAAUGGGAUGACUAUGUGCCUAAGCUGUAUGAGCAGCUCAGUGGCAACUGAGUUCAGAGCACUGUUUGUUUUUCUUUACUUUUCCCUUUCUGUUGCUGAGCCUUUACUUUCAGCCCAAACAUGCCACUGGUCUUCAGCAUGUUCUCAAUAAAACAACUUUGCUGGUCUGUAACUUCUUUUUUCCUUGAUUACUUGCAUGUCUGUACUCCCCCUUUUCCCUCACAGUGCUGCCCUCAUUAGUACCAAUGAUACGUUGUGUGUGUUGUUUGUGAACUACUUCAUAUGCAGUAUUCACAAGUACACUGUGUUGUGUUACCUAGUGAUAGAAUACAAGGCAUGCUGAAACUGUCGCACAUUAUACUGCUGGGAUGCUACUAAGAUCUACUGUGAGGGUUCAUCUGAUGCUGUUGCAUUCAUUGUCCUCCUACCAUGGGUAAUGAAUGGGCUAAAGAUUGAGCAAAUGUAUUGCAUUUUCUCGUGGGUACUAGUGAGGACAGUACAAAUGUACAAGCAGUGUUGGCUCACUGGUAAGGCAAAUGCAGGCUAUAAUUCUUCACAUACAUGCAGCUAUUGUCAACCAUGUGCAUGUUAUGCAAAGUUAGCUUUGUUAUUAAAAAAAAGUUGGUGCAUGUUAGUUUCACUGCAGACCAGCAUUCCAGCUGGAUGGCAGCUUGCGUUUAUGCUUGGUGAUGUGUCGUUUUGCUUGUGGCUUCAGGCUGACAAAUACUGUUUUCUGCCAUUAGCUAAUAAAACUUUCUUGCGCUGGA